Messenger RNA from Daldinia loculata, 1084 nucleotides. RefSeq lists its product as uncharacterized. The record is from RefSeq and is a predicted model, not a curated record. The transcript has 2 exons. NCBI's taxonomy places the organism in Eukaryota, Fungi, Ascomycota, Sordariomycetes, Xylariales, Hypoxylaceae. The coding region runs from base 668 to 889 and encodes 73 amino acids.
GUACCGGCAUAUAAGGCGCUUUCUAGGUAGCUUUUCCCCUCAGCGGCCGUUUGCCUGCCUUUUAUUUGCGACUCUUUGGUAUACCCAAUAUGUGAUCGUACUACGUAUCGUACAAGUACCUACUAAGCUAUAUCCGUAAAUCAUGUAUAUCUUCGAUGUUGGUCAUUGUUCAAGCCAACAAAGAGAGUAACGCUGACCCCACACACGGAAGUAAUCCUCUUCCCCACACGACUCCACGAGGCGGUCAGGGGGCGGGUCCGGGGUGACGGGUAGUUCGGUCAUAAGCUAAAGGUGUAAGUCGUCUAGCCCCGGCACUGGGAUUGGCUGAGAUCGCGGGGGAUUGUCGAUGGGGAAAAAGUUGGGGGGGAUUGUUGACCUUGGCCGGGAUGCCCAAUACGAUACUGCCCAACUAGGACCCUGACAACUAGGACUAGGACUAGGACUCUAGUAUCCUACCUAAACAUGUUUAGAUCCUCGAGAUCUAAAUAGAGUAAGCUCGUAAGGUCUGCAUCCAACCUACAAGCCUCUAUAUUGGACUUGAUAUAAGUGGUAUUAUUCCGUAUUAGUCCCGAGCUUGGCCUACAACUUAGGCGCCGUGACGUAGACUCAUUUGAUAUCUCCCGUCUACCGACAUGAGCAAAAAUACCGCUAAACUCGACAGAUAAAUAUGCAACAUCACAUGUCCACUUGUCAUAUUCUACCUUCCACCUUAGGAAUCAGUUCGACAGCUUCUCUUGCUCGCUACUACGCUGUAUGCGCGCUUAUCUUGGUCCUCUCCCACCGUUGGGUGUUGGCGUCAGGUUCCUUGACUUACACGUGCUGCAGCACACCAUUCCAAUCUCAACCUCAACCCCGGGUACUUGCCUGUCCAGCUCGGGUUGUAUAUUAGCUAAUAUUCCUAUUCUUAUAGACUAGGAAUCGUCGAACGGGGUAGGCGAUAGUUGACAUCGAAGUACAAUCAUCGCAGGCCAAGACUCAUGACGGAAAGGAUAUGAGCAGAGGGUCCCGGCACUAAGCCACUGCAUACUGCACGAUCGUGUCGAUACGAUAUAAAACUACGGUGAAUUGUAUUUUUAGCUAUAGG